ACCUCGUGGGAAAGAGGUGGGCGGCGGAGACCACAUCCCCUUCGGCCGGAAGGCUGUGGACGGCUUUAGAAAGGGUGUUCCGAUGCGCCAAACAGACAAAUUUGUGGAUGCCUUCUACUCCUACAAAUGCCUCUUUUUAUUCCCUUCCUUAGGAUGCUCGUCGCUGCAACCUCUACCCCGUCCACAAGAUGCCGUCUUUCCCCCUCCCCUCCUCGGCCGCCAUCGAUCUUCCGCCGUUGAAACCCCUCUCGCCCUACUCGUACCAUCAGCGCCACGCCUCUAAAAUUCCAAUUUUGACCCCUCGGCUCGGAUCAAGAUCAAAAUCCCAUCUCAGCGGAAGGUCAACGGUGUCUGGUCGCAGAGGUAGCAUGACCGAGUUGACUAGACUGGCAGCUUUAGGGAGCGAUCAGGAUAUCGAGGAGGAUACUGCACCGGGGGAGGUGGAGGCGAUGCUACGGACGGGGCCGUUCAACUUGGAUCGAGACUUUACAUGGAGAAACCUCGAAGCGGUUCUCAAUGGAACGAGCAAGUGGUUAGUGGCUGCUCUCUUUGGCCUCGCAAUUCUGUGGAAGCAUGAUGCCGAGAUCUUGUGGGACGCAACGGGAUCGGUUAUAAAUGUUUCGCUUUCUGUUACAUUAAAGAGGAUAUUGAACCACGAAAGACCUGUUGCUGGAUUGAAACCUGAUCCUGGAAUGCCAUCUUCUCAUGCACAAUCCAUCUUCUAUAUCGAAGCAAUUUUUAUUCUUUCAAUGGUCAAUCAUCUGGGGAUAGAUGCAUUCACGGUGUCUAUUGGAAGUAUUGCCUUAUUGUUUGGCUCUUAUCUUUCAUGGCUUCGGGUAUCACAGCAGCUCCACACUUACAGUCAAGUCCUUGUAGGUGCUCUACUGGGGUCCUGUUGUGGUGUUGCAUGGUAUUGGCUGUGGCAUUCUUUUGUAUUAGAAGCCUUUAUUUCAUUGUUGUGGGUCCAGAUUUUGGUUGUUCUGGGGUCAGUGAUGUUGUGUGGGGCUUUCGUUGUCUACAUGAUUCAACACUGGCUCAGGGAUGAGCCGUAGCCGUAGACAGCUGAAGUAUAUUAUUGUUGUUGUAUACGUCCAAAUGUUUCGUAAUGUUGUAUAUUAUUGUGGUGAUUGUAAGAUACACAUUCCCGUUGAAAUCUGAAGCUGUUGCGGACAAGCC
Messenger RNA from Musa acuminata subsp. malaccensis (wild Malaysian banana), 1176 nucleotides. Its product is annotated as lipid phosphate phosphatase epsilon 1, chloroplastic. The record is from RefSeq and is a predicted model, not a curated record. NCBI's taxonomy places the organism in Eukaryota, Viridiplantae, Streptophyta, Magnoliopsida, Zingiberales, Musaceae. Gene Ontology annotation, molecular function: dolichyldiphosphatase activity. Gene Ontology annotation, cellular component: endoplasmic reticulum membrane; intracellular membrane-bounded organelle. Gene Ontology annotation, biological process: lipid biosynthetic process; protein N-linked glycosylation.